Echinostoma caproni is the source of this 1164-nucleotide messenger RNA. Lineage: Eukaryota; Metazoa; Platyhelminthes; Trematoda; Plagiorchiida; Echinostomatidae. The record is from the annotation of a GenBank genome assembly.
AUGGGGAAAAAACCAAAAAAACAGUCAUUGACUAAUACAACACCCGACCAUAGCGCCAUAAGGGAGGUGGAUACGACUGGUCUCAAAUAUUUCAAUCAAUUUCCUCUGUCAAAACCAAUUCUGAACGCACUCAAAACCAAUGGAUUUACCCGACCUACGGAAAUACAGAAACUCACCCUUAAGCAUGCCCUAUUGGGUAACGACAUUGUGGUCGAGGCCGCUACCGGUAGUGGGAAAACCCUUGGGUUUCUCAUACCAAUGCUUGAGCGAUUGCUCGCAGCUCAUGUUACAAGGUUUGACGGCCCGGUUGCAGUCAUUCUGACGCCCACACGAGAACUGGCGCGGCAAAUAUGUUUGGUCCUUCAACGGCUUUGCUCCAAUCUCAAGUUCACAAUUUUGAAUAUUAUGGGUGGAAAAAACAGCGAAUCAAAACGUCUUGAAUGGAAUACAGUUGCCGGUGCUAAUAUUCUCAUCGGUACCCCAGGUCGAUUUGCCCAACAUAUGACAGAAAAUGCCCUCAUGGAUAUGUCUAAUUUACGAAUAUUGAUCCUGGACGAGGCUGAUCGGUUAUUAGAUGCCACUUUCCGUGGAGACAUGGAUUCCAUUAUGACGAACCUCCCCCCUGAACGACAGACAUUACUAUUUUCUGCCACACAAAACAAUACAGUGGAACAGUUAGCUCGACUUCAUAUGCGAGACCCGAUAGUGCUAACCACGAAGCAAUUGUCCACCGGACAUAUGCCUGCGAAAUUUCCCGAUUCCCGUGUUGGUCAUCCUGUCUCAAGUCGUGCCCCCGCCCUUCUUGCUGAGAAGCCUGAGCUGGCCGCAGCCGCACGGUAUGCCUUCAGUGCUUAUUUAAGUGACUAUUGUUUGGGUGCCGGCGCCCCGGGUAAACAAAAAGUCGGCGUGGCCAGUUUGUUUGAUCCUUCGGCCUUACCAUUAGCUGCUUUCGCCGGAUCACUGGGUACGUUCCCGGAACUCCUCAUCAAUUAUUAUUAUAUAUCAGAACAAAUUGAUGGCUUGUUUACAUCAGUGUCCCCUCAAUAUGCAUUUCAAGCGAUCAACUGGUGUUCGAUCCACAUGUUGUAUUGUAUUGUUUAUAAUUUUUUCAAGCACUUGAGCUCACAGUUCUGUUUAAAAAAUCAUACACGCCAACUGUCGUGA